GGACAUGACGGUUUUUCUCCACUUGUUCCUUAUCUCUGUGGUGCUUCCCCUCAGACAAUUUCAGUCCUGCCCAGAUGAUCAAUGCCGUAUAUUAGCAUUUCCAUCGACUCUGUUCUUUGUGGGAGAACGUCUUGUUAACCACACCAUAACAAACAUUAGUGUGACGGACAGGGACACGUGUGAACAUCGUUGCUACCUGGACUAUAACUGUGUCAGUGUUAACUUUUAUUUUGGAGAAAAGGGAGCAGAAGAACACAACUGCGAACUGAAUAACUCAACGGCUCAAGAGCAUGAUAAAGAUCUGGUGGAAGCAGCGAACUAUGUGUACCAUGGAACUAAGGCAAAGAUAAAUGAAAAGGUCAUUUUAAGAACUUUUGCGCUCAAUGUCCAUGAAAAAACAACGGCACCUGCCAGUCGGGAUUUACAAGAAAACGAUAUCGAUGCUUAUGUGCGUCUGGAUUUACUGGCCACGAUUGUGACGUGGGAUGAACAGGAAGGAACUAAAGCCAGCUCCUUUUCUUGUAAAACUCGUUUUCUUUUUUGA
Molecule: messenger RNA, 544 nt
Organism: Stylophora pistillata
Lineage: Eukaryota; Metazoa; Cnidaria; Anthozoa; Scleractinia; Pocilloporidae
Molecular function (GO): calcium ion binding
Source: RefSeq, a predicted model, not a curated record